This is a messenger RNA of Capsicum annuum, 2174 nucleotides long. Its product is annotated as ferric reduction oxidase 4-like. Gene Ontology annotation, cellular component: plasma membrane. The transcript has 2 exons. Gene Ontology annotation, molecular function: oxidoreductase activity. Bases 906 to 1751 code for a protein of 281 amino acids. The record is from RefSeq and is a predicted model, not a curated record. Lineage: Eukaryota; Viridiplantae; Streptophyta; Magnoliopsida; Solanales; Solanaceae.
GGCACAAAGUUGGAGUUUCCAAUGUGGCUGGAGAAGUAGCCUUGCUUGCAGGAAUAGCUAUGUGGUUUACAAGUUUCUCACGAAUCAGGAGAAAGUUGUUCGAGCUUUUCUUCUAUACACAUCAUCUCUACAUUAUCUUCGUAGUGUUCGUCGUAUUCCAUGUUGGAUUUACCUACUCCUGCAUAUUUCUUCCUGGAUUUUACCUCUUCUUGAUUGACCGUUAUUUGAGGUUCUUACAAUCUCAACAACGCGUGUGCUUGGUUUCUGCACGUAUUUUACCUUGCCAAGCUGUGGAGUUAAACUUCUCUAAAUGUCCAGGUGAUUAAUUAACUUGCUCUAUGGUACAAUGGAAUUUAAUUCACCGAUAGAUGUUGCUGUCACCUUAUGUAUUUCGUUAUUCUGCUUUCAGGACUAAGGUACAAUCCAACGAGUUCAGUUUUCAUAAAUGUUCCUAGUAUAUCAAAGCUGCAGUGGCAUCCAUUUACAGUGACUUCCAACAGUAACAUGGAAGCUGAGAAACUCAGCAUUGUCAUAAAAAAUGAAGGGAAAUGGUCUCAGAAACUGAUUGAGAAGCUCUCAUCAACUACAGCAGAACACCAUUUUCAAGUUUCUCUUGAGGGGCCUUAUGGACCGACUUCAACCCAAUUUUUGAGGUAUCAAACGAGUUGAUUUCUCAAAUGCUCACUCAACUCAUAGUUAUUAUCUCAGAAAGACACUUUUAGUUGAAGAAAAUUGAAAUCAAGAAGAAUGAUGACUUUCUGAGAUAAUGACUAUUAGUUGAGUGACAACCCGGUAAAUCAACCCGGUAUCAACUCCUUUUUGUAUCAACUAUAAAUUAAGGACUCUUUUCUUGUGUGACCUCAAAAUUUUCUUAUUUGAUAUGGCAAAUUGGUUGCAGACAUGAUAUGCUAGUUAUGCUGAGCGGAGGCAGUGGCAUCACUCCUUUUAUAUCUAUCAUCAGAGAGCUGAUUUAUAUUGCUGGUUCAACAAGCUGCAAGAUCCCAAAAGUUCUCCUUGUUGCUGCUUUCAAGAGAUCAGCAGAUCUCGCCAUGCUAGACCUUCUCCUUCCCCUUUCAGAAGCCACGUAUGGUAUUUCGCAACUGCAGCUACAGAUCGAAGCAUAUGUAACAAGAGAGACAGAACCUCUAAAAGACAACCAGAAGUUCCUCAAAACGCUAUGGCUGAAGCCAAAUGCAUUAGACAAACCAGUUUCUGCAGUUUUAGGCCAGAGCAAUUGGCUUUGGCUUGGAGCUAUAAUCACAUCCUCUUUCAUCAUGUUUCUUCUGCUCAUUGGCAUUCUAACCCGAUAUUACAUAUAUCCUGUUGACCAUAAUACCGAGAUGAUAUAUUCAUAUUCAGAAAGAGCAGCUUUCAGUAUGUUGUUUCUAUGUGUGUCCAUAGCUAUAACUGCAUCAGCUGCCUUUGUUAGGAAUAAGAAACAGUACUUUAAGGAAAUGGUGCAGAUUCAGAACAAUGGCAUGACAACACAGAGGACUUCUACAGGUCCGGACUCAUGGCUUGAGAACGCUGAUAUAGAACUGGAAAACCUACCCUUUCAAACGUUUAAUCGAGCAACAAAAAUACACUAUGGUGAAAGGCCUGAUCUAAGAAAGAUUGUUAUGGCGUGUGAAGAACCGAACGUUGGAGUUUUUGUUAGUGGUCCAAGAAGAAUGAAGCAAGAAAUAGCAACGAUUUGUUCAUCCUGUGAGGCCACCAACCUUCAUUUUGAAUCCAUUAGCUUUUGCUGGUAAUACAUGUAGAGUUUACAUGGAUUACUAGUGACAGUUACAAGAACCGCAGAGAAGUUAGCUGGAACUAUUCAGAGUUUAUAGAAGCACCUUCCACAAGUAAUAUUAUAGCAAGGGUAAAUGAAGAAAAUGCAAUGCUUCUUUGUACUCUAAAUUUCAUUGCUCUUGAAUUAAUAGUAUGUUUUAUUGCCCCAUUGCUAGCUUAGCAGUAACAUCAAUUUGAAUUUCAACUUCUCACAAUGCAUUGUAACGAUAAAAUUUCUCUCUUACUUAACCAAUCGGUAGACAUUGGAAUGAUUAUAGAUUUAAGGGAAAAGGCUUAAAUAUGCCAUCAAACUAUUAGAAAUGAUUCAUCUAUGCCACGGACGUCACAAAACAAAUUUAUUCGUGCCAUUAUUUUUUAACGAUCCAGUUUCAUGGUUUUGC